AAAUUUGGAGUUCCAUUCGAAGCUGCUUCAAUCAUUCUCUACCAAUCUAGCUACCAUUAACAAGUUAUCUUCACUAGUCCAUCUUCAAAGACAUGGUCACCAUUCAUCCAAACCUCAAGCCAUGGCAUCAGUCCAUGACAAGCAACCAGCAGUGCUACUCACACACCACCCUCUCUCCUCUAUGCACCACCAAACCAUCAACAAUUUCAUGCACUGCUUCAUCAGAAAGCAAUCAAUCUUCCCCAGCAGGCAGAAUCAAACGCCUUGUUCUUCCCCAAGAGGGCAGAACCAAACUCAACACUUACCCUGACAGAGAUUUCUAUGCCUAUCCGCGCUUCGUGACACAUGUCGACGAUGGCUUCAUUUCCACAUUGACCAAUCUGUAUAGAGAAAAGUUGAGACCCGACUCAGAGGUUCUUGAUCUCAUGAGCUCAUGGGUUAGUCACUUGCCGAAAGAGGUACAGUAUAAGAAAGUGGUGGGACAUGGGCUAAAUGCACAAGAGCUUGCCAAGAACCCUAGGCUGGAUUACUUUUUUGUCAAGGAUCUGAAUCAGGAUCAGAAGCUUGAGUUGGAAAGCUCUAGUUUUGAUGCUGUGUUGUGCACGGUUAGCGUUCAGUAUCUUCAACAACCUGAGAAGGUGUUUGCGGAGGUGUUCCGGGUUUUAAGACCAGGAGGGGUGUUCAUAGUGAGUUUUAGCAAUCGAUUGUUUUACGAGAAAGCAAUUGGAGCAUGGAGAGAUGGGAGUGCAUACAGCCGGAUACAAUUAGUAGUGCAAUACUUCCAAUCUGUGGAAGGGUUCACAAAAGCUGAAAUCGUUAAGAAAUUACCCGAUGCCAAUGGUGGUGGUGCUGCAGAGAAUAAAUCACCAUUCAGUUGGUUCAUGGGUUUGCUUGGAUUGCUGUCCGGGUCUGAUCCCUUCUAUGCAGUCUUAGCUUACAAGAACUUCAAACCUGUAUAUGAAACAGAAUGAUGGACUAAGCUAAAGCAUAGCGGGCUAUGUGAGUUGAGCAAAGUUGAUCGUACUUGUUCAUACUACGUACUACUUAUAAACAGCAAAUGAUAAAGUGUAUUUUUGUGCACCUAAACACAAGUAAAUGCGAUCGAUGAAGUUAACAUAAUUAUUUGA
This is a messenger RNA of Rosa rugosa (rugosa rose), 1127 nucleotides long. RefSeq lists its product as uncharacterized. NCBI's taxonomy places the organism in Eukaryota, Viridiplantae, Streptophyta, Magnoliopsida, Rosales, Rosaceae. The transcript is spliced from 2 exons. The record is from RefSeq and is a predicted model, not a curated record. The coding region runs from base 93 to 971 and encodes 292 amino acids. Gene Ontology annotation, molecular function: S-adenosylmethionine-dependent methyltransferase activity.